AUGCCACAGUUUCCACCGCACCACCACCACCCGUGUGUGUCUCCUUCUCCUCGUCCUAGGCUCUUUCUGCUUCUUUUCUUGCUCGCUUCAACUUCCUCCGCCUUCCUCUUCCAGAUCUACUCUGUAACCCACGAAGAUGAAGAGUUGGCUGUGGUUGUAGAUCCAAACCUGAGCUUUGAGAACCCAAGGCUUCCCCAGGCCUACAUUGCUCUCCAAGCUUGGAAAUCAGCCAUCUUCUCAGACCCAUUCAACUUCAAAGCAACCUGGGAUGGGUCAGCCGUCUGCUACAUGGGAGCCUACUGUGCUCCAUCUCGUGCCAAUGCCUCCCUCACAGUGGCUGUUGGCAUUGACCUCAACCACGCUGAUAUUGCCGGCUACCUUCCACAGGAGCUCGGUCUCCUCGCAGAUCUCGCUCUCUUCCACCUCAACUCCAACCGUUUCUGCGGCGUUGUGCACAACACUUUGUGCCGCACACGAUCUCGACCUGAGCUGGCUGAGCAACAAUCGCUUCGUGGGCAAGUACCCGCCCUCAAGUUCUUGGAUCUUCGAUUCAACGAGUUCGAAGGCCCCGUGCCUUCCCAGCUCUUCGACAAGGAUCUGGAAGCCGGUCUCGGUCCCGGAGAAAGUUGGCAAAUGGUUCGGUUAGGAGGUCCGGUACCUUCUAAUCCAUCACCCACGUUGAAUAGGGGCUCAUCACGGGCAUUCACUGUUCCGUCGGGAUUCUGUCCACCAUCAUCAAAGUUGUCCUGGCCUGAAGCUCUCCAGAAGGAAAUAAUAUCAUUCGGGGCUCCAACGUUUCACUGGGCGAAGACCCGAAGUGCCGAGGAGUCCACAGGCUCCACAAGGUCAUUACCGGGACCUCUAGGAGUCCGUGGGCUUGAUGGAGACCAGUAG
Messenger RNA from Alnus glutinosa, 894 nucleotides. Its product is annotated as leucine-rich repeat extensin-like protein 2. NCBI's taxonomy places the organism in Eukaryota, Viridiplantae, Streptophyta, Magnoliopsida, Fagales, Betulaceae. The transcript is spliced from 2 exons. The record is from RefSeq and is a predicted model, not a curated record. The coding region runs from base 1 to 894 and encodes 297 amino acids.